This is a messenger RNA of Colletotrichum graminicola M1.001, 330 nucleotides long. RefSeq lists its product as uncharacterized. Lineage: Eukaryota; Fungi; Ascomycota; Sordariomycetes; Glomerellales; Glomerellaceae. Bases 1 to 330 code for a protein of 109 amino acids. The transcript has a single exon. The record is from RefSeq and is a predicted model, not a curated record.
AUGAUGCCUGGCACGGCACCUAACAUAAACAUGUUUAUGAUGCCUAGCAGGGCACCUGGCAUGAACAUGUUCAUGGUGUAUGGCACGGCACCUGGCAUGAACAUGUUUAUGAUACGUGGCACCGGUUUAUGCGGGCGCGGCAGCGGCGGCGGCGACGGCGGUGAGCGCAGGUACAAAAGCAACAUGCAGCUGCAGAACGAGCCCGGGCCGGAUGCGUGCACCAUGCGGGCUGCAGCCAUGCAGACAGACUGCACUCAACUGGGUACUGGUCAUGGCCGUUCCCUCAGUGCGGGGUCCCUCUCUUUGCUGACUAGAGAGACUUCCUAUUGA